AUGGUUGUCGAUAACCUUGAUGUUGUUCUGACCGGCACAGGCCUUGGUCUUGUAGCAUUGGCUACUGCACCCGCCCUAGUCGCAGUUAUCGAUCAACUGCGUAAGCGAACCCCCAAGGAUAACUUCUAUGAAGAUAUCGAUGGGAAAAGCACACCAGAAAGCAUUGCCGCUUUUUCAAACCGAUUACCCAAGAUCUUGAUUCUGGUCUCAUCCGCCACAGGUCUGGGAACGUCAAUCGCCGUAUCAGUAUUGUCAUCGCUUCACAGCUCUUCAAAUGAACUGUUGCUCGAGAACUGGCUUCUUACUGGCGCCUGGCUUCUGAUUGCCAUCCAUGCCAUUUCGUUGAGUGCUCAUCAUUCGCCUGUAAAAGUUCACGACCUUGGACUCUGGCUCCUGUUGUCUUCGAUUACCGUUGCCGCUAUUGCUGUGGCUCAGUUGACCAAGGAAGCUCAGUAUGGUUCCCAUAAGAACACCGCUCCUUUGGUCCUUCGUGCUGUGAACGUUGGGGCUGUCAUCCUCCUCGGCUUCUUCAGUGUAUUGCUUCCACGUCGGCCUGAUGUUUUUAUUGAAGACCUCAAAGUUGACGGCCAAUGGACCGUAUCUGCCUUCAACCGCUAUACUUGGUCAUGGAUUAGCCCUCUUCUUCGUGUUGCGACCCAGAAGAAUGAUCUCGACACAAGUGAUGUCCCUUACCCAGACAGGACUCUUCGAGCUGCAGGUCUAAAAGAAGACUGGUUUGUGUCCAAGCCUCAGAACAGCCUCUUUCGCUCGGUGCUUUGGGCCUACAAAGGUCCAUUUUUCUUCCAGUUUUCUAUCACUACAGUUCGAAACCUCCUGGCUCUUCUGCCUUUUUGGGCCAUGUUGCGAGUCAUCAAUAUCCUCGAACAACGAGAUAUAGGACUAUCUGGAUCGUCGAACCUGGAACUCUGGGUAUUGGUAUUUGCCAUGGCCGGUUUUAACCUUCUGGAUGCUUGGGUUGAGGGAUGGGCAUUUUGGUACUCGUUUGCAUGUAUCGCUUUGCCUAUUCGGUCUCAGCUUUCAACGCUCAUAUUUGAAAAAUCACUUCGACGCAAGAAUGUAAAGUCGGCAGAGAAGUCAAAGGAGUUAGACGCAUCUCAGGAAACGCCUGAUAAGAAAAAGGAGGACGAAUCUGACGAAGGCUCCCUCAAGUCUCGACAAGCCAUCGUGAACCUUGUCGGCAUCGAUACUUUACGAAUCUCAAGUUACACAGGAUACCAAUUUCUGAUUUUUAACAGCAUCUUCAAAUUGUUUUUCUUUUCCUUCUUCCUAGUCCGCCUGAUUGGAUGGGUCCCCUUUACAGCCGGAUUUUUUGCCUGGGGUCUCACUCUUCCUGCUAAUACUUACUUUUCUAAAGAACUACUUGGAAGGUCAGACAAGCUGAUGAAGCUUCGUGAUGAAAAGCUUGCCGUGGUGAAUGAAGCUUUGCUUGGUAUGAGGCAGAUUAAAUUUGCCGCGCUCGAAAGCCGCUGGGAGAAGCGCAUCCUGACUAUGAGAGAGAGGGAACUUAAGACCCUCUGGGGACUCUUUAUCGUUGACACUGGUCUUUUUGGAUGCUGGGUCAUCAGCCCCAUUCUCCUUGCCGCGACAUCUCUUGCCGUCUAUGCUAUUAUCAACGGUCAACUUCAACCAUCGGUCGCUUUCGUUAGUAUUGGGAUCUUUAAAGCUUUAGAGGUCUCCCUGGGCGUACUGCCGGAACUUAUCACAAUGGGAGUGGAUACUUAUGUUUCUCUCAAUCGAAUCCAGACGUACCUCAACGGUCCUGAGAUGAAGCACACGUUGUCCGAAGGAACGGAGGUGGGCUUUGAAAAUGCGAGCAUCGCUUGGCCUGAGGACGAUGAGAAGUCUGAUGAAGACAGGUUCAUCCUCAGAAACUUGAACUUCAGCUUCCCAGCUGGUGAACUAUCCGUUAUCUCUGGAAAGACUGGUACGGGGAAAAGCUUGCUUCUUUCUGCUAUACUUGGCGAGACAGACAUCUUGGAAGGAUCUGUUUGCGUGCCACAGACCGUCUCUCCACACGAGCGACAUGAUGCACAGGCUCAUCUUGGCGACUGGAUCCUCCCUGGGUCUGUCGCAUACGUUGGACAAACCCCUUGGCUUGAAAGUGCGUCACUUCGCGAUAAUAUCUUGUUCGGCUUGCCCUUCAUUGAGGAGCGCUACAACAAAACCGUCGAGGUCUGUGCUUUGAAGAAGGACCUGCAGAUUCUUACAGAUGGUGAUAAGACUGAGCUCGGUGCCAAUGGUAUCAACCUCAGCGGUGGACAGAAGUGGCGAGUCACUUUGGCUCGAGCCAUCUAUUCUCGUGCUGAAAUUUUGGUUAUGGAUGACGUCUUUAGUGCUGUCGACGCACACGUUGGUAGACAUAUUUUCGAGAAGUGUGUCACAGGCGAUAUUUGCAAGGGACGAACGAGAAUUCUUGUCACCCAUCAUGUUGGCCUGGUCCAGUCGAAAGCCAAGUAUAUUGUUGAGCUCGGUGAAGGCGUUGCUUUGCACUCCGGUUUGGUAGCUGACUUUAUUCGCGAUGGGACAUUGGAUGAAAUCAGGCAUCAUGAAGAAACCGCACAGCAGUCCUCAGAGGACGAAACGAUAGAUUCUUCUACUGCUGUCAACUCUGAGGAUGUCUCUGUCACUGACCCUACCGAAACAAACGAAAACAUGCCACUGCAGAAGGUGCCUUCGAAGACUGCGAAGCAAUUUAUCCAGGAAGAAGCACGAGAAAAGGGCAUGGUGAAGAAGCACGUAUAUCUUACUUAUUUAAAGGAUAGUGGCGGCACCCUUAUGUGGAGUGUAUGUGCAGUUGUCUUUCUUGGCUUUCAGAUUGGAAUUCUUGGUCGGGCCUGGUGGCUCCGAAUCUGGACUGGUGAUGUCGACGAAAGUGUUUCUACCAGCAGCCUCCAGCAACACCACGGCCAUGCCUCCAUCUUUUCGCUCCAACAUUUCCCAUACAGUUCUGCACCUGAGCUCAGCAUCACCAAAUCUCACUACGAUCUGAAGUAUUACUUGUGGGUCUACAUCGCAAUCUCAACUGUUACAGCAAUCAUUGGUACUUUCCGAUUCUACUGGGCGUAUUACCUUGCAAUCAAAGCGAGUCGGUCGCUCUUCGAGAAGAUGCUGUUUACGGUCCUACACACUCCACUGAGAUGGCUCGAUACCGUUCCCGUUGGCAGAAUCCUGAACCGAUUCUCGUCGGAUUUCAACAUUAUCGACAAUCGCAUCACUUUGGACUGGACUCAAUUCAUCGCCGGCCUUUUGUCUCUGGUCGGUGUAUGUGUCGCCGCUUUCUUUGCCUCCGGUAUCGUCAUUCCCUUGGCUAUAGCCUUGCUGGGACUCGGUGCCCUUCUGGGCAACAGAUAUCUUUAUGGUGCACGACCAUUAAAGCGACUUGAGAGUAACUGCAAGUCUCCUGUGUUUGAGCUCUUCAACGCAGCGCUUGCGGGCGUGUCCACUAUCCGAGGAUACAAAAAAACUCAGGUCUAUAUUGACAGGAUGUAUCAGAAACUUGACACGUGGGCAAUCAUCACGUCCUACAUGUGGCUCGUCAAUCGCUGGAUGGGCCUGCGUAUGGGUCUCAUCGGUACACUGUUCUCAACAAUUGUUGGUAUCAUUGUUAUUGUGAGCCCCAAUAUGGAUGCCGCGCUUGCCGGGUUCACUCUAUCGUUUGCAAUGGACUUUGCCGAGAGCAUCCUCUGGACAAUUCGAAACUAUGCUACUAUGGAACUGAAUAUGAACGCGACAGAGCGAGUUGUCGAGUAUACAGACCUUGAGAUGGAGUCACUCGUGGGGGAGAAGCCCCCUGCUGCGUGGCCUACUUCGGGAACUAUGAAGAUUGAUAACCUGGAGGUCUCAUAUGCAUAUGAUCUGCCACCUGUUCUCAAAGGAAUCUCUUUCGACGUUAAGAACAAUGAGAGAGUCGGUGUUGUAGGACGCACUGGCGCUGGAAAGUCGUCCCUGACACUUGCCUUGUUCCGGUUCUUGGAGGCUCGUUCUGGCAGCGUUACCAUUGACGGUCUGGAUAUCUCUAAGGUUGAUCUGUAUAGCUUGAGAUCUCGUCUCGCCAUCAUACCUCAGGACCCUGUACUUUUCUCGGGCACUAUCAGAUCAAACCUCGAUCCUUUCGAAGAUAAUACAGACGACGAGCUCCGCGAAUCUCUGACUCGUGUCCACCUUGUGGAUUCUCAGCCCGCUACGCCUGCAAAUGAACCCUCGUCGGCAGCAACAUCGACACUUGCUGUCAAGAACACAAACAUUUUCCGAGACCUCUCAAGCCCCAUCUCUGAAUCUGGAGGUAACCUCUCGCAAGGUCAGCGUCAACUUCUAUGCUUGGCUCGUGCCAUUGUAGCUCGACCCAAGAUUAUGGUCCUGGACGAGGCCACCUCGGCUGUCGAUAUGACUACCGAUGCACUCAUCCAACGAAGUAUUCGUGAGGAGUUCACUGACAGCACAUUGAUCGUCAUUGCACACCGUCUGAGUACCAUCGCUGACUUUGACCGUAUUCUUGUUCUUUCCGAUGGUCAAGUCGCCGAGUUUGGAACACCCAGGGAGCUUUGGGAACAAGAGGGCGUGUUCCGCGACAUGUGCGAUAGCAGUGGAGAGAAGGAAAAGUUGAGACAGACAAUAUUUGGUUGA
Molecule: messenger RNA, 4644 nt
Organism: Fusarium venenatum
Lineage: Eukaryota; Fungi; Ascomycota; Sordariomycetes; Hypocreales; Nectriaceae
Product: P-loop containing nucleoside triphosphate hydrolase protein
Biological process (GO): transmembrane transport
Cellular component (GO): membrane
Molecular function (GO): ABC-type transporter activity; ATP binding; ATP hydrolysis activity
Source: RefSeq, a predicted model, not a curated record